Molecule: messenger RNA, 1943 nt
Organism: Suillus clintonianus
Lineage: Eukaryota; Fungi; Basidiomycota; Agaricomycetes; Boletales; Suillaceae
Product: FAD binding domain-containing protein
Exons: 13
Coding region: 165-1805 (546 amino acids)
Molecular function (GO): FAD binding
Source: RefSeq, a predicted model, not a curated record
CUGGUUACUUGCCGAUACGCAGUCGAACGGCAACAGAUGCCAUCAUUACAUGCCCGUCUGAUCGGCUUCGCCCCUAUGUUAUAACGACCCGAUUUCCCUCUAUGCUGAUCCAAAUCCUCUGGAAUUCCAACCAACUAAUCCUCCUGCCAGUGUGAGCGCUACAUAUGAAUCCUGUUCAUCCUCCCGUGCUAGUCGUAGGCGCUGGGCCAGUGGGUCUGGUAGCAGCAUUGACACUCCGCCAAAACGGUAUCCCAGUUCGUAUCAUCGACAAAGACCCUAGCCCCCGCUUCGGACAGCGUGGUCCUGGAAUAUGGCCACGCUCCCUCGAACUCUUCAACUUCCUGAACGUUCCAGAAGUUAAUGAUAUGGGGAAACCAGCCCCUCCCAUCCGUUCAUACAAGCCCGGGACGUUUGAAAUUCUGAAAGACUCUUUGAUAGCCCCGCAUAUGGAACCUACCCCAGCCAUACCAUUCCAUUGCUACAAAAUGAUAGGUCAACAGCUCCUAGAUGUGGUUUUGAGAGGUCACCUAGAGAAGUUCUCUUGCUCUGUCGAGAUGGGCACCGAACUGUGCUCGUUCGCGCAGUUUGAUGAGGGCGUUAUCGCGGUUGUAGUAAAGAACGGCAUAUCAGAGACUUUUGAUACCAAAUGGAUCAUCGGCGCUGAUGGUGCUAAAGGUGUCGUGCGCAAGCAACUUGGGCUCACGUUUUUGGGGGAGACUAGAGACGAUAACUGCAUUGUGACAGGGGAUAUCCGCCUAAAGGGCGCUGGUCUCGAUAGAAUGCAUUGGCACAACUUUGGAAACUUCAAUGGACGAGGCCUCUCAUUGCGUCCAACAGACGAAAUUGGCGAGGACGGCUGGCAGUUUUUCAUCUUCGGCCGCGAACUAGACCUAACGAAGAUCGCUGAGAACGAGGAGCUUGUCUUCGAGACCAUCGUAUCGUUAUUACCAACAGAGAUUAUGUUCUACAAACUGGUUUGGAUGACCUACUUCAGGGCCAAUACCCGAAUGGUAAAUAAGUUUAGCGAGGGUCGAGUGUUUGUUGCGGGCGAUGCUGCUCAUGUCCACAGUCCAUCGGGUGGUCAGGGACUCAAUUCAGGUGUACAAGAUUCUUUCAAUCUAGGAUGGAAACUUGCGCUCGUCGAAAAAGGACUCGCCGACAAGUCUCUUCUCGAGACAUACAGCACCGAGCGUUUGCCUGUUGUCUUUGAGAUGCUCGAUGUGACCACCUUGAUUUUCAACAAGGUAAUCACGUCGGGAGACGUGUCGAUCGGACGAAGCCCCAUCCUUUUCAUGCUCGGCAUCAACUGCCGCUUCAGUAAUAUCGUCCUGGAUGAAUUUGUGCCUCCAGUCGAGGGGAAGCCUAUCAACGCCUACGGGGUGCUUGACGAGGGACAUCUGGAGGCAGGAGAUAGGGCGCCUGAUGCUCCCAAUAUGCUCCUUGUGGGGCGCGGAGAGUCUGACGUGAAGACACUUUUCGGUCUGUACAGGCCCUGGUACCACACAAUACUUGUGUUCGCGCCGAGUCUCGCUGAUGCUAGCCCGAUCAUGGAAGCACUGGAGGAAUGGGACAAAAGUGUCGUGCGAUUAGCAGUCGUUCUGCCUUCAUCGGCUCCAGUGACGCCCGCCGCAUCUCCUGCUGACCUCGUUCUUGUUGAUCAGGAGGGUCAUGCUUAUUCGGCUUACCUCAUGGAAGUUGGCCAGACAAAAGUGUUUGUGAUACGGCCGGAUGGAGUGGUUGGGGCGAUUGUUCAUGGUGCGGAGGGCGUGAAGAAGUAUUUCUCGAAUAUAUUUUUGGAUGCGUAGUGAUCGAAUAUUCAUUCUUUACUUACGUUUAUUUACAAGGACAACUCAGCCCUGUAUAUCUCAAUCAACCUGGUGUAUAACGUUUGUAACUAAAAUAAAAUAUAGAGCCACACACCAGUGGAGGCCGCCUUCAUACAG